Molecule: messenger RNA, 1140 nt
Organism: Amoebophrya sp. A25
Lineage: Eukaryota; Dinophyceae; Syndiniales; Amoebophryaceae
Source: the annotation of a GenBank genome assembly
GUCACAAUUAGUAUUCCUGCUUCGUCUUCGAGUCAGAUUCCUGCUUCGCCUACAUCAGCGGCGACGGGGUCCUCAGCGAUAGCAAACGGCGGGAAAAAAGAAGUGGUUAAAGAGGGAUUCACAAUUGUCAUACCCGAUAUUUCCGAAGAGCUUCCGGCUUCAAUGAAUACGUCAAGUAGUACUACGGCAUCCACCUCUUCCAGUGUGCGUGUCUUCGAAAAGGAGGGUCUCACUAUCUCAGCGCCAGCAUCCACAACAAGUGCAGCAUCGUCUACAACCUGUCCUCCGGCUUCUGCCGUGUUGACGGAGAAUACGGCUCCUGAGCCGAUUCUUGUAGACUCCCAGGAGGGCAAUGUCGAGAAGGCAGGCAGCGAAGGAGAGGACCUUGUUCGAUCUCGCCUCAAAGCAGAGAUGGCCAGACAGAAGGCAGAGAUGGAGGCGCAAAUGAUAGACCAAAGGAGGCAAUACGAAGCACUCAUUCGAGAGAAGGAAGACGCCUGGGCAAAAGUACUCGCAGCACUUCAGCAGGCACAAGCAGAAGACCCGGUUGGAGUUGCUGUCAACGCUGUGGGCGGGGCACAGGUACUUAAUUUUUCCUUCGCCUUGUAGCUCUACUAGCUCUGGGUAAGAAAUGAAGAACAAUUCGUCCGAUUCUUCUCGAGGGAGGAUUGACGACGAUGUUGAACAAAACUUCUAGUAUUUUGAUUUUGCAUAUGCUAAUGCUUGUAUUAUUCACAUGAGUAUGGUCUUAGAAGUUUGGGUUUUUUUGUUCUGUCUAUUUGUCGAAAGUCGAAACUACAUCUUGAUUUUUUACUCCCGCAGGCAUCAGGAGAGCAGCCGCUGUUGUUCCAGCCUGGUCCUACCGCUCCAUCGUCCAAGACAUCGGGAGAAGCUUUUCACAAUGAGCUUGAGGGAAGAAAAGUAGACGAGAUAGAUGAUCCUGCUGUUGUGCCCACGUUUAAGCACCAGCCUCCGUCCGUAAACUCGAGUAAGGAAGCUAAAGUGUUCGAGACGACCUCCACGGACUACUUUUUAGAAGCAGCAAUAAGUGGAGCGGGGGACACAACGCCUGGUGGCGCAGGCAGAAGUAGCAUGAUGGACGCGAGUCCCCCAAGAAUAGACAUCGAAGACUCAGUGAGC